This is a messenger RNA of Cuculus canorus (common cuckoo), 2646 nucleotides long. RefSeq names its product carbohydrate sulfotransferase 1 (gene CHST1). The record is from RefSeq and is a predicted model, not a curated record. Bases 332 to 1591 code for a protein of 419 amino acids. Gene Ontology annotation, molecular function: keratan sulfotransferase activity; N-acetylglucosamine 6-O-sulfotransferase activity. Gene Ontology annotation, biological process: N-acetylglucosamine metabolic process; keratan sulfate proteoglycan metabolic process; carbohydrate metabolic process. Lineage: Eukaryota; Metazoa; Chordata; Aves; Cuculiformes; Cuculidae. Gene Ontology annotation, cellular component: Golgi membrane. The transcript has 2 exons.
UGCGGGUCAGCGCUGUGCCGGCAGUGCUGUGCGGAGCAGGAGCAGCGCUGUGCGCGGCGGGGGCUGCGCCGGGUGCGCCGUGCGGGCGGGCCGGAGGAGGGAGGGGAAAGCGGGCGCAGCCCCCUCCCCUGCCCGCCUUCCCUCCCCUCGCCGGCGGCGUGGAGCGGAGGGGCGUGGAGCGGCCGCCCGUGCGGGCAGGGCAGGGCAGGGCGGCGGUGAGUCCCCGCGGCGCGGCCAGCUGAGCUCCGCCAGCCGGGAUGCGGGGGGAGCCCGCGGCGCUGCGCCAGACACUGAGACGACCUGUGAAGAAGCUCCAUGAAGGUGACCAGCCAUGCAAUGUUCCUGGAAGGCUGUCCUCCUACUAGCCUUGGCAUCCAUUGCGAUCCAGUACACAGCAAUCCGCACCUUCACCUCCAAGUCCUUCCACAGCUGCCCCAUCCCCAACCCUGUGAACUGCAGCCUGAGCCAGGACACUGAUGCGGGUGACAGGCUGUGUGACGAGAGCCCCACCUUCUCGUAUAACCUUUCCAGGAAGACACACGUCCUCAUCCUCGCCACCACCCGCAGUGGCUCUUCAUUUGUUGGGCAGCUGUUUAACCAGCACUUUGAUGUCUUCUAUUUAUUUGAGCCCCUCUACCAUGUCCAGUACACCCUGAUCCCAAAGCUGACCCAGAGCAAGAGUAUGACGGACAGGCGGGUCAUGCUGGGGGCCAGCCGAGACCUGCUGAGGAGCCUGUACGAUUGCGACCUCUACUUCCUGGAGAACUACAUCAAACCCCAGCCUGUCAACCACACCACUGACCGCCUGUUCCGCAGGGGAGCCAGCAAGGCCCUGUGCUCGCCGCCUGUCUGCGAGUCCCUGGGAGCUGUCGAUCUCCACCUGGAGGAGGGAGACUGUGUGAAGAAGUGUGGUACCUUGAACCUGACACUGGCCACCGAAUCCUGCAGAGAGCACGGGCAUGUGGCCAUCAAAACAGUGCGGGUACCCGAGGUCAACGACCUCCGGGCCUUGGUAGAGGACCCACGGCUGAACUUGAAGGUUAUCCAGCUGGUGAGGGAUCCCCGGGGUAUCCUGGCAUCCCGGAGUGAGACUUUCCGGGACACCUACCGUCUGUGGAGGAUCUGGGACGGCACUGGCAGGAAGCCGUACAACCUGGAUGUGACCCAGCUCACCACAGUGUGUGAGGACUUUUGGAACUCUGUGUCCACUGGCCUCAACCGGCCACCGUGGCUGAAGGGCAAGUACAUGCUGGUGCGGUACGAAGACCUGGCCAGGAACCCCAUGAAAAAGACUGAGGAGAUCUAUGACUUCCUGGGCAUCCCCAUGGACAGCAACGUCGAGCGCUGGAUACAGAACAACACUAGAGGAGACAGGUCCUCCUCCAAACACAAGUACGGGACGGUGCGUAACUCAGCGGCGACAGCAGAGAAGUGGCGGUUCCGGCUGUCCUACGAGAUCGUGGCGUUCACCCAGCACGCCUGCCAGCAGGUGCUGGCACAGCUCGGUUACAAAACUGCCAGCUCUGAGGAGGAGCUGAAGAACCUCUCCAUCAGCUUGGUGGAGGAGAGAGACUUCCUGCCCUUCUCCUAAGGCAGCCCUGGGGAGGCCUGGUUUUGAUAUGGAUUGUUUCUAACUGUUGCCUUAUUUUAUUUUGUUUUGUUCCCUCCCCCUCUUUUUCUCUCUUGUCUUUUUCUCUUCAAAAUUUGCACUAAACCUUGAGCGGGAAUCUCAACAGAGUCCAGGCAAAGUGAUUGCUGCCCCUCAACACGUUUUGGACCCAAGAGGAGUCAGGUCUCUCCAAGGAAGAGCUAGAACUGUGGAUGGGUAACAAUGUUUACAAAACACACAAAAUGUAUAAAGCGACCUUCAAGCUUUCCAAACCGAAGGGUACCUGGGGUACUGCACUUUUGCACUGUUUACUUUUACAAUGUAAGAGGUAAAUAUAAUUUAUGAAUGAUGACCUCCCCUCCAGAAUAAGUCCCCUUGCCCCCGAUGAGUAGGACUGGAAGUUGGACAUGGAACAACCUUCUUGUUUUUGAUCUUGGUGCGACAUGUCUGUCCGUUUAAGUCCUGUUAUUGGGCUGGGCAGCUAGUUAGCUGCUCCUACAUGGUUGUUUGGUAACACCUGUGAUAUUUCUUUGUGCCAAAAACCCACAAAAGAAAAAAAAGGGAAAAAAAAGGUGGUUGGGUGUUUUGGUAAAAGCCCAACACAUUUAAUGCUUUAUUUCUGUGUUUUCUGUAAAUAAAAGUGCAAUAAAACUGAUCUGGGGGUGAACUUCCAACUUAAAGACCUCAGUGACUAAACUGAGGUGGGUGUACCAAUAAGCAAAGAGCAGCUCGUGAUCUGCCCAGCUCCUACGAGGCUGGGAGCAGGUAGGGGCAAAGCUGGGGGGAGCUGCACCACAGCCCCCCGGGGUGGCAAGGAACUGCAGGCACCUCCUGGCAUAUGCAUGUUUGCAUGUAUGUAAAAAUGCAAGCAGUUAAGCCAAAAGCGAGAACCUGUAGUUCUUUACAGGCCCAAGAGCUUGUUGGCCUAAAUGGGGGCAUGGGUUUUGACAAAGUGCGUGGCUGCAGAGUGCUCACGGCACCAGGAAGGUGAGCCUGGGCCCAUAAGUCUGCUGCUUGGUUCCCCCGCCCUCUGGUGC